AACGGAUUCACAGCCAUUAUAUGUUAUCUUUGUUAUGUUUAUGAUUCUUCGGUUGCAGUAGUGAUUGAAUUUCAAGAAUUAUCCACAUGAAGGAUUGGUUUUUAGCUUACGAGCUUGAACUGGGUUUCCUUUAGUUUGGCUCAGUUUUUAAUGUUGUUCUGCAGUUAGAUCAGUGCUACUUGCUUUCUCACAUUUUUGUUUUUUGAAAAACCAAUUGGAUCACUGACUUCAUCAUCUUUAAUUCCCUCGGUCUGGUUUAAUUUAGAUUGUGUUGUUCUAUAUGCAUUAAUUUCUUUCAGUUUUCCAUUUAACACUGGUCGUAGAGUUCCAAAUUUUCAGAACAAACUAAUGAAUUUUUAGUGGCUUUGGUUGAGUUGUGCUUAUUGUGAUCAUUCUUUUCUUUCAAGUUUUUGAACUGACCCACAAUGACCUAAAAGGAGCAAUGACUUAGGGGGCGGUAAUUUUUCUUUUUUUUUAAAAAAUUGAUUUCUUUGGUUGAAAUCCAUAUAUAUAUUUUUUUCUUCUUUUUUGAGUAGUUUUAUCACAUCCUUUCGUCUUUCGGGCUGUAAAAUUGUAUCUCAUGAAGUCCAUUUGUGAAUUGAUUAUAUUGUUGUAAAUUCAGAUAGUUCCUUUUCGGUAUAGCUUAGCUUUUUCCAAAUCGAUUUUCCUUUUCCCUUUCCUUUUUAGCUAUUUGUUAGAUUUCACUUUGUUAAACUUUGGUUACUUGACUUGUUUUCCAGCAGAAAAUGGGAGUUUGGUGAGGUAUUCAUUUGGGUUUCAUAUUGAGUUGCACAAAGAUGAUGCCUGUUUGCUCUGCCACCCCAUGUUCUUCUUCUCAUCCUCAGAUUUCAUUCCAUGGAGGACCGCGGCUCUUUUGUCCACACCGGAAUGAUUCUGAAUCCAGAUGUAUUAUAGAUGACAGAACUGUUUUAGGCUUUCUUAAUGGAACUCAUCAACAAAGAAUUUCCUUUAAAACUCAAGCUGCAAAAUCAUCUUCCCUCAUUUUCCUUGAAAGAAAUGAACAUUCAAUACCCAUGGAAGUCACUGAGAAUCCUUCCUGCAUAAAUGACUUGAAUGACAUUAAAUGCAAGUUAUACAAUGAACUGGACCUUCUGGGAGGGGAGAAAGUGGCAUAUGUAGAAAGUUAUAGCACGUAUGAUGUAGAAGGACUAACGGACUUCACUGGCCAGUCAACAGAAAAUGCAAAUGGUUUAACAGGACCAAUGGAACCUGAUAUCACAUCAACUAGUACUAUAACGCCAGAUAAUCCCAGCAUAGAACCUGACUCCUUGAAUAUGGAUAAUGACUCGUUAUCUAGUGUGAAGACUAGUUUUGAUGACCUUCUUGAUGGGGUCAGGGGCUCCAUCAAUACUUCUGUAAAUAAGGGUGAAAAUGUUAUGAAAAUCUCACUAGAUACGAUUACUUCACCAAUAACAUCCAUUACAAAAAGUGCUUCUGAAGCAGUGGAUAAUGCCUUGAGUGGGGUGGUUUCCGCUGUAGAUCAAACAAGGGGAUUGGCUGGAAAUAGAUUGGAUAACUUUUCAAGUGACUUGAAGGAAGCCACAAGUAAAGCAACAGCCAAUUCUGUUGAUUUGUUGAGAGGCACAGUUGUUGCAGUGGAGGACUUGAUAGUGAAAGGGGCUUCUUUUGUUGUUUAUUCUUAUGGAUCUGCCAAGGGACUACUUCCUCCGGAGAUCAGGGAUGCACUAAUUUUAUCUGAAGACAAAGCAGUACAAAUAUUGAAGCCUGUUGGUACAUCUUUUCAGCAGGUUUACGUUGCUAUUGUGGAAUUGGAGAAAAUUCUUGGCUUGGAUCCUCAUGAUCCAAUUGUUCCUUUCUUUCUUCUUGUUGGAACCUCAGCCACCCUUUGGGUUUUUUACAGGGUAUGGGUAUAUGGUGGUUACUCUGGAGAUUUAUCUCCUCAAUUAACUUUAGAGCUUUUGAAUGGGAAGGAGAAUUCCGUACUCGUUGAUGUUCGGCCCGAGUUUUUUACUUGCCCUGAAAAUUUGGUUCUGGGCAUUCCCUUUGUCCAGCUUCUGAGAGAAAAAGAUGGUGUUCCUGAUAUUCGACGAGCAGCUCGGUUUCGCUAUGCAAGUGUAACUCUACCAAAGGUUGAUGAACCCCUGCGGAAAUUGUUAAAGGGUGGCAAUGACAUUGACAACACCUUAAUCGCUGCAGUUAUUCGAAACUUGAAAGCUGUUCAGGACAGGUCCAAGGUCAUAGUUAUGGAUGCUGAUGGUACAUCUUCCAAAGGCAUUGCAAGGUCCUUGAGAAAACUUGGAGUCAAGAGACCUUACUUGGUCGAAGGUGGCUUCCAGUCUUGGGUGAAUCAGGGUCUCCGUGUCAAGGAACUUAAAGCUGAGACAGCACUAACUGUACUAAAUGAGGAAGCUGAGGCAAUUCUAGAAGAUCUUAGUCCUUCUCCAGUUCAAGUCUUUGGGUACGGUGUGGGUUUUGUUGCAGCACUGUAUGCAUUACUAGAGUGGGAGAAGACACUGCAACUCAUUGGUGUUGUUGGCGUCGCUCAGAGUAUUUAUCGACGAGCUGCUUCAUACGAGGGCCCUGAGGAUAUUAGAAGAGAUGUGAGGUUGUUACUUGCUCCAGUAAGAAUUGGAGCUCAGGCAUUUUCAUGGGUAACUGGAAAACUAGAAACCAACAGCAUUGGACUCCCCACGUCACCUUCAUCGUUAGAUGUUCAAACCCGGGUGUUGCAAGCUGCUGCAAAGCAUGAAUCUCAACCAUCAGAAACUGAAGAAGUUCAGAACUCAUCCUCUGAAUCAGUGGCUCCCAUAAGUGACAAUGUAGAUUUUUCUGAAGCAUAAGCAUUUUGAAUUUACCUUGAAUGAUCUUUACAAUGUAUAAAGAGAAAUAACCAUCUCACAGUUUGAGGACUUCUUUGAGACAAUGAGUUCUGUACAUUAAAGUUCUAUGUGAUAUCUAUCACUUGUGAGAUUACCAGUUAGCACCAUCCUGACUUGCCAACUUAUUUAUACAAAAUGACACUAAUAUUUUAGUC
Messenger RNA from Manihot esculenta (cassava), 3016 nucleotides. RefSeq lists its product as uncharacterized. The record is from RefSeq and is a predicted model, not a curated record. The transcript is spliced from 13 exons. Gene Ontology annotation, biological process: cellular response to calcium ion; de-etiolation; regulation of stomatal closure. NCBI's taxonomy places the organism in Eukaryota, Viridiplantae, Streptophyta, Magnoliopsida, Malpighiales, Euphorbiaceae. The coding region runs from base 798 to 2822 and encodes 674 amino acids.